UUUUUUUGGACAAUUUUCUCUUGGAAUUUCAUCCUUAGUUUCAUCUGAAGACCUAGUUUGAGCCCUCACAUCGCGCGUUGCUUCCCCCGCCUAGGCGUGGUGGUGUUCUCUGGUGGGUCAGUGCCAGCACAGGCCAGCGUGACUAGUUAAGGGCAGCUUGCAAGCGUGCUUAGAGUUAGAGGGAUUCUCAGGAAAGCUCAGUAGUAAGGAAUUACAUGGUUUUCCCCUUUCCUUUCAGUUGAGCCCAAUCGCGUAUUUGAAAGUGGCAUAUCAUCUUUCAAGAGCAUACAGCGCAGGAAAGCAAGAGCACUGCAGGCAAUAUAUUCCAUUAUACUGUGGAGAGAAACGUGGUGCUGUGUCAGUAGAGCACCAAGUUGUUGAUACUGGACAUAUUGCAAUAUUACUACAAUACUGAGGCAGUACAGCACAUAAGAACAAUACUACCUGGUCCUUCUCAACCUUGGCCUGCAAACAGCUUGAUUCUGCGAAGUGGCUUCUCCUUCAAGUAGAUUCCUAAUUUGCAAGUUAAACACCAGUACUGCUGACCUCUAAGCAUCUCUUAAAAAAAAAAAGUGCUGUGUUUUUAAAAAAAAAAUGUGCUGUAACCUAAAAAGGAGGUUUUUACUCCUGUAUGCAACACAAAAGGGGCAGGCAAAAGCCAUAGCUGAGGAAAUACAACAGCAAGCAGGUGCCCAUGGGCUUGAAGCUGAUAUGUACUGUAUAAGUGAAAUGGACAAGUAUAAUCUGGAAGCAGAAAAGGAUCCUGUAGUUAUUGUUAUUUCUACUACUGGUACUGGAGACCCACCAGACACUGCCCGCAAGUUCAUUAAGAAAAUUCAAGACAAGACCUUGCCACCUGAUCAUUUUGCACAUCUACAAUAUGGAUUGUUAGGUCUAGGAGAUUCAGAGUACACCUUCUUUUGUAAUGGUGGAAAGACGGUAGACAGACGACUUCAGGAACUUGGUGCCCAGCACUUCUAUGAUACAGGAUUAGCAGAUGAUUGUGUAGGUUUGGAACUAGUGGUUGACCCUUGGAUUGAUGGACUUUGGCUUGCCCUCAAAGAAGCGUUUCUAUUGCAGGAAGAAAAAAAAGGCAUGAGCAGCAACGUCGAUGCUGUUUCUGACUCUCCCUUUGCAGCCCCAUGUGUACGUGAACCAGACUUAACCUCAAAAGUACAGCACUUGAAGCUAGAAGAUGAGGGAGCGAGGAGUUCUGAUGUUCUGUCACAGAAACUGGUUGACAUAAAUCUUGUGACUUCAGCUCAAGACCUAGAACCUUCGCUUGUUCGUUCUGUCCCUCCUGUCUCCCAGUCUGCUCUUAAUAUUCCUGCCUUGCCAGCAGAAUAUUUAGAGGUCCAGUUUCAGGACACCCAUGGUGAGAAUCCCAGCCUGUCCUCACUGACUUCAGAGGGAACAGCCUUUGAAGUGCCAGUUACAAAAGCAGUUCAGCUCACUAGAGAAGAUGCAAUAAAAACUGCCUUACUCUUAGAACUGGAUAUUGCAGAUACAACCUUUGACUACCAGCCUGGAGAUGCCUUUUGUGUAAUAUGUCCCAACAACGUCAAUGAGGUGGAAGAACUUCUUCGCAUCUUGGGACUUCCUGGAAAAGGAGAGCACUUUGUUUGUGUAAAGGUUAAACAGGGCACUAAAAAGAAAGGAGCAACUCUUCCACAACACAUUCCUGAGAGAAGCACUCUGAAAUUCCUUCUAACCUGGUGUCUGGAAAUAAGAACAAUUCCCAAAAAGGCAUUUUUGCGAGCCCUUGUAGAAUGUACCGGUGACGCAAGAGAGAAGCGGAGGCUUCAGGAGCUUUGCAGCAGACAAGGAGCCUCUGAUUACACCCGUUUCAUUAGAGAGCCUAAUGUCUGCUUGCUGGAUUUACUUCAUGCUUUUCCAAGCUGCAAGCCUUCACUUAACCUGCUAAUUGAGCAUCUUCCUAAAUUACAACCCAGAUCCUAUUCAGCUUCAAGCUCAAACUUAUUUCAGCCAGGAAAAUUGUGCUUUGUGUUCAAUAUUGUGGAGUUUCCUGCCUGUCCCACUCGACCGGUGUCGUGGAAAGGAGUAUGUACAGGCUGGCUUGCUGAGUUAGUUGCACCCCUACUGCAGACUAACAAAAACGCUGUGGAUGCAAGAGGAGGAAGUCUUUCAACUGAAAAGAUAUUUAUUUUUGCUCGUCCGAGCAAUACUUUCCACUUACCUGCAGAUCCAUCCAUCCCUUUCAUAAUGGUUGGUCCAGGAACGGGAAUUUCACCAUUUAUUGGUUUUCUGCAACACAGGCAAAAGCUCAGAGAAGAACACACAGACUGGAAAUUUGGAGAGACAUGGCUGUUUUUUGGUUGUCGGCAUCAGGAUAGAGACUAUUUGUUCAAAGAUGAGCUCAAAUGUUUUCUUGAAAAUGGCACAUUAACUCAUCUUAAGGUUUGUUUCUCAAGAGACUUGCCAGCUGCGGAGGUAGCGCCACCUAAAUACGUGCAAGAUGUCGUUAGGCUUUAUGCUAAGGAAGUCGCCAGAGUCCUGAUGAAGGAGAGAGGUUACUUCUAUGUAUGUGGAGAUAAGAAGCACAUGGCUGAUGGUGUAAGUGAUGCUGUAGUGGACAUUUUAAGCAUGGAGAUGGGAGUUGACAAAUUGGAAGCAAUGAAAAUCCUGGCCAUGCUUCGAGAAGCAAAACGAUAUUUGCAAGAUGUUUGGAGCUAAAUAUGUUUAUGUUAAAUACUUUUUGAGCUUUUCCUGCGCCUUGGUAAUGCAAAAGCUUUUGUAUUUUGCUUCUUCAUUGUAUAUUGGGUUUGAUUUUUGACUAAAAGUUGUUGUCAAAAGUCCUGUUUAUAGUGUUGGACUUAUUAACGUUCUAUACUGACCUUUCAAACAGAAAUAUUAAACCUUUAAACAAGAGCAAACCAGACUGGCUUUGAGAUACAACUUUUUUUACAACAUUGAAUAAUGGACUUUCUCACUACCUUGAUUUUUCUGAUUUUAAGAAUGGUGCACACAGAAAGCAAAACCUUCUGCAGUAGUACCGAGUAUAACCUAAUGGGUUUACAUCUAUAUUUUUACCUAUAACGUGUACAUAAUGAAAUUGUAGAAUAAAAAUGGUGUUAUAUGCUAACCUACAUCAAGUGCAUUACUGACUCGGCAAGAUCUAGCUGAAUGCUUCUUAGAUAAUUCCUCAGACUAUUUAUAUUUUUUUGGCUUGCACAGUGAUGAUAAUCGCUAAAAAAGAACAAAUGCUCAGAAUAUAGGACAAGAAAGCUUGUUGCAGGUUUUCAGCUUUGGAGGUUUUUUUUUUUUUUGAUACCUAGCUUUUUCAUUUCAUCAUUCAAAUACUGUAUUCUCAAAGUUUUGCUACGCUCCAUACUAAUGCUUAUUAGACUUUCCCAGAUAAUUCUUUCAAAAUUAUUUUCAUUCCUGUCUCUAACAUUUUUUGUAGUUUAAUUCAUAAACGGAUUCACUGGUUGGGUUAAAUUUGAUUGCUGGAGAAAAUAUUACUCAGUAAAUACUACCCUGAAUUUCUAAACUAUUUUUGUUUAAGUUGCUGAAGCACAGUAAAAUACUGUGUUUUGAAAGAAGUUGCCCUUACAUAUGGCAACGCACUGCAAGAAUCAAGUUGUUGAAAACAAAUUGUUGACAUGUCCAGUCUUCUUUCUAACAAGAGCCAUUUGGAGUAAAUUGGUGGAAGAGCAAAAGUCUAAUAGCUAUUCGUGCAACUUCUCUUCAGAGCUCUCCUCUCUUCCCUCUGUUUCUUCUAACUUCUGAACAAUAGUGUUGUCGUCUUAUUCCAUGUCAUACCUCUAUCUUUAAAGAUAAGCACAAAGUAUGAGAAAAUAUUUUAGAUCAUUGUGUAUUGCCUGGGAAGAAUUCUGGUUUUGGUCUGCCUCAUGCAUAGUCAGAACUAUGUAACUUAUUCCAAGGCUUGUAUUUGUCUAGUGAUUGUUUGUUAGUUUGUGGGUAAGUCAAGAAAAAUUUGCAGAAAAAAUGUGAAGAUCAGUUAGAAUAACAUCUAUUUUUAAAAAAGCAGCUUACUAAUGAAGUGCCUUAAAUUCAGGUUUUGACUUGACUUGUGUGAUGAUAACUUUGAAUGCCCUUAGAAGGGAUCAACUAAAAUUUUAUAUAGAAAUUCUUCUGCAGCAUGGUUAUAUCAGUCUCUCUCGAGUAACCUCUACAGAGAAAGCUCCAUAGAGAGAGAUGGUUUAGAAUAAUUGUAAACAAUGUAAUUUUUAUAUCUGUGAUAUCUAAGGGUGAAAAAUCUGCUUCUUUUGAGGAGAUAAGCGCUGCAAUUCAGAGUUUGUGUGGAAAUAGCUUGGGUGAGGCAAACAUCAGCAUUUUGCAUAAGCUGGUCACCUUUACACGCUUCUGAAAUUAUCUAUCAAAGGAAAAGUUUUUAGUAAUAAUAAAAAAAAAAAUCAUCAACCACCUUCUGCUAACUGAAAUUUGAUUGGAAAUAGCACUCACUAGAUGAAUGUGUGUUCCCAGAUAGGAUUUAUUAUUUACUUGGAAGAUCUUGGAGGUUAUAGAGGAAAUUGUUUUUUGAUUGCAGCUUUUCCAGAUUUCUUGCAGGUAUUCAUUUUUGCAUUACUUGCCUAUCGCAAUGCAGAAGUUGCAGUGACCAUUCUGUACUGCUAUAGGUAAUAGUGUCACACCUUUUUGGGAUACUGACAGUUUAAUUUCCUGAUUCUCUGCAUUGAGUUUGACAAAGGGUCUGAUGUACAACUUUUAUUCUUGUGUUCCCCUCUCCAAUUACUAAUUUUCUCCAACACUAAAAUAUUUGUAAUAUUUAGUAAUGUAGAGGUAAGUCUGUAGUAAAACACAGGACUCUUGAUCUCUUCAAAUAACAAAGACAUUUGCAGCUUACUGUGAUAUUUAUAACUGUGUGGUGCUAAGCACAAAGUUCAAACUAGAAGAACCCUAACAAACACCACGGUCUUUUACGUGAAAGAAGUAUUUUUGCAUUCACGUUGAACAAGCAGGAAAGAUAGAGAGGAGAAGACUUGUGAGAAACAUGAAUCAUGGAGAUGGAAAAGGUUUGCAAUUAGAACCGAAUGUUUGUCUUAAUUAAACUGUGCCACUGUA
This is a messenger RNA of Struthio camelus australis, 5064 nucleotides long. The record is from RefSeq and is a predicted model, not a curated record. Lineage: Eukaryota; Metazoa; Chordata; Aves; Struthioniformes; Struthionidae.